ACAGAAGACUGUUUCUUUGCAGUCACGUUGACUGAGUCUCCCCCAUGCGACGUCCGGGUCGUACUCACUCUAUCUAGCCCUCUCUGCUUUCUUUUUAACGAAUCUUAUAAUCCGACUGGGAGAUCGGCCUCUUAUUCGAAAAUUCAGUUUGUUCUCCGGAUCCACGUCGUAUGAAAUCAAAGCCCAGCCAGGCCAACCAAGCUGCAGCAUCGCAACCUCCUCAACAGUCCUCCAACAGAGAUUACCCUUCUUCGGCUUCCACCAAGCUUAUUCAAUAUGAGAAAUUAUCUCCCCGGCCUCCUGGGACACGCAACAUGCUUUCUGAUGUAUACCCCCUCCAAGCAUCAAGCUCUGGCGUCGGGGUAGUUUACGGGAAGGAACGCCCGAAGCCCAGUGUUCCUGCCAUGAAUAAACAUCCCGUUAAACUCGCGCAGCCUGAUGCAGGAGGGAGAUCCAAGGGAAAGGCAACAGCAAGUGUUUCGGAAGGGUCUGUAGGCAAGCAAAAGGCCACCCCCAAACCAGAUCUUUCCCCUCGGCUACCGAAGAAGACCUUCAAGUCGGUCCCCCAGGCCUCCAAAGAUAACUCCAAAAGCACGCCGAUUGACUAUGACAAUCAAUGUGGAGUCAUCAAUUACAAGAACCUUCCUUGUUCACGCCCCCUCGCAUCAUGCACGCUACAUUCGAUGGGUGCAAAGCGGGCUGUUCAGGGUCGCUCUCGUCCAUACAACGAACUGUUGCUCGACUUGAAACGCAAGCACACCUCCAAGUCUACCGAACCCGUCGUUCAGUCUCGCUCUUCUUCCAGUCAGCGUAUGUCUCAAGAACCCCGUAGUGAGAUGACAGCAAAGAAUGGACGAGCAUCUCAAGCGUACUAUUCCCCUAGGCAACAUAACUUCCAAAGGGCGCGCGAUGUUAGAAUAACGAACGCGGUGUUUAAUAGUGUCGGUCGCGACCAAAUCACUACCAAUCAGUAUAUCGAAUCUGGAGGUCCCGAUUUGCUUUGGGCCGUUAUCUCGGGUGUCGGAGCCUCCCACGAUUCUAAUUUACAGUUUGAUCGGGGUCGUUGUCUGCCUGGAACUCGCGAAGUAGUGCUCAGGAUUAUUCGUGAAUGGAGAUUAAACUCUGGACCCCACAAGUCACCAGUAUGCUGGCUUUCUGGCGCUGCUGGAGUCGGGAAGUCGGCUAUAGCUUUAACCGUCGCCGAAGAAUGCGAGAAGGCCCAUCAGCUUGUGUCCUCGUUCUUCUUCUUCAGAUCAGAUCCAAAGCGUAACAAGCCCGACUUUCUCAUCCCAUCGAUUGCGCAUGGUCUUGUCGUGACGAGACCGCACCUGUAUCCCGCCGUCAAUAAGAGAAUCAGCGAUAACCCCCGGAUCUUGGAAGCUAGAUUGGAAUAUCAAUACGAGGAGCUCAUAUUGAAUAAUCUAAACAGUCUUCCCCCUCCAUCCGCUCAACGGCCUCGGAACUCCGAUUUAGUCAUCAUCGACGGCCUGGACGAAUGUAGCGAUGCCGCCGCGCAGCUGCGUGUCCUCUCCAUCAUAUUCUCUACCUAUCUUCAACCAUUUACCUCCCCUCUACGAUUCCUGAUAUGUAGUCGUCCCGAAUCUUGGCUCCGGGAAGCCUUUGAAUCUCAAGAAUAUCACAGUCUUACCAGACAUCUCAAACUGGAUGAUUCCUUCCUCCCUUCCUACGACAUUGAACUCUACUUCAAUCAGCAUUUUUCGAACAUCCGCAAAGACCCCAAAUAUGCACAGGUUCAAUUCCCAGACCCUUGGCCUUCUCCCAAGGACAUUUGGUUGCUGGUUAGAAAAGCUGAUGGCCAAUUCAUCUAUGCAUCGACUGUUGUAAAGUUUGUCAAGAGCGAAUUCGCACUCCCUACUGAGCAGAUCCGUAUCAUCCUCGAUCAUAUAUCCAAACAAUCCAUCUAUUUAGAGUCGGCACAAGCGCCCUUCAGUGAUCUCGACGAGCUCUACCUCAUAGUACUGCGAGCCAAUCCUGAUCGCGAGAAGCGUCUGCACCCGAUUCUCGCAGCAAUCCUCCUAGUCCCGCUACCAUCCCCAGAGUUCAUUGAAGUUGUGCUCGAACUUCCUCGCGGGAGCGUUGCUCAGACACUGCGCGCGAUGCACUCAGUGCUCAACAUUCGUAGCCGGACAUAUAAAAUCCGGGCUCAUCAUACAUCUUUCCCCGAUUUUCUCCAUGAUCAUGCACGCUCGCGGGAAUUUUUUGUUGAUCGGCGGAGCUGGAGGGACUUUCUGGCUUGCCGGUGGACUAAGGUUCUUACUGAGCACUGUAAACGCGAUCCUGAUACACUGCUGGAGAGUACUGAAGAUUCCGCUGCUUCAAAUUUGAUUCGAGAAUGGGCUAGAUUCAGCUUCGGGAUGGGGGGAAACCGACCGUUGUCUAAAGAGCUGACACUGGCGGUCGAUACUUUUUAUCACGUAGUCUUGUCCAUCCGAACGGUCUUUUAUCCGGAGUUGGGUCAUGACACGUACCUCCACACACUUGCUGCGCUUUUACUAUUUCACGAGGUUGGUAUUUCAUGCCCUCCCACUUUCAUUCCGCUGUUACUUGGAAUUUGGGCAAAUGCAGAUGUGGUUAACCAGAUAUUUCAAGCAAUCCAAUUAGCCCACAUCAUUCCACUAAACCCGGACGCCUCUCUUAUUCGGCUAAACCCUGAUACAUGUUCCAUAUUUAGGGAUUUCCUCCUUGACCGGUCUCGGUCGAACACAUUUUUCAUUGACUUGGACUAUCAUAACAACUUUCUCGCAGAGCGAUUCCUCCACCUUAUUCAGAUGCCUGAACUUCGCCACACAGGGACUUGGGAGGAAAUUUGCAUCUUAUUCAAGGAUUGGUCUUCAAUCUGCUCCAGCGUUGACAAACCAAGUGAAGAACUGCUUCUUGAAAUUUCCCGGAUGGAUUUGGGUAGCACAAUUCAGAAUAGUUUUGAUGGGAGGUACCAUCGGUUCCGUUUACACCAACUAUUCUCUGGAUUUGAAAACACUGUGUCCUGGUUGAGAUCUAAAGCGGGUGGUGUACCAGGUCCGACUUUGGAUCUAAUCGAUCAAUUCGAGACUGUCCAAAAAGGGUUCCAUAUUCGUAGUACUAGAGAAGAUGUCGAGUCAGGACUACAAGAUAGCAUCGUCACACUGACCAUCCUCUCAAUCGGUCGACCUUGGAAUACCCAAAUACUAGCGCGAACUCUCAGGCGUCUUUUCCCAAACUAUAACGCUGAUAAAGAUGGUUCGAACGUGGCCAUACACAAAUUGAGGUCGGCCACGUUUUGCGGCGGUAGUCACUCAAAGUGUGCUCUUGAUUCCUUGGACUGCGUUACAACUCUAGUUCCGGGCGAAACAGAUGUGUAUCACGUCAAUAUCCGGGCUGGUCGUAUUCAGAUCUUGAAAGUGCUUGCAGUCAAACUACAGUCGGCGCCGGCCGUAGAGCAGUCUGACCUGGUCGACUUCCUGACGGAAUCAAACCUAUUCGCACAAUGCGUUCCCCAACCAGAACUUCUUACCCUCUGUCGAACGGUUUUGGAUACUGUGAAGGAGAUGAGAUUAUGGGAUACCCGGAAGCCCGCACUGAAGGAUGGCUUACUCCCGUGGCUUGAGUCUUUCCCUGCCCAUUGCGCUCAUGAAGUUGCAACUAUCAAGAAUGAUAUCUUCGGUUGAAAUAACACCGCCCGAGAAGCUGGGUUUUAAUUCGCGGUGGCCAUUUCUUUCCUUUAUCUAGUUCUCUGAGUUGGUUAUUACGUAAUGUCAGGCUGCUUUGGUCAACGCGAUGGACGUUUAUGUACUUAAUACCUGCAGAGCAAUCUUGACCUGUUA
Messenger RNA from Marasmius oreades (fairy-ring Marasmius), 3821 nucleotides. RefSeq lists its product as uncharacterized. Lineage: Eukaryota; Fungi; Basidiomycota; Agaricomycetes; Agaricales; Marasmiaceae. The record is from RefSeq and is a predicted model, not a curated record. Gene Ontology annotation, biological process: regulatory ncRNA-mediated heterochromatin formation; regulation of transcription by RNA polymerase II; RITS complex assembly. The transcript has 6 exons. Gene Ontology annotation, cellular component: SAGA complex. Bases 171 to 3665 code for a protein of 1164 amino acids.